GGCUGGCCGGCGCCUUCUUCGCCAUGGGCCGCUACCUGGUGCGCGGCGGCGUGCGGCCGCGGACGGCGGCGCUGCUGCUGGCCGCCUGCUGCGGGGGGGAAGCGGUGGCGCAGACGGCGCUGGCGGCGGGGGAGGAUCACUUGCUCUCCUUCAGCGCCACGGGGGUGGUGCUGAGCUGCCUGGCCGCCGCGGCAUGGCUGGUGCUGAAGCUGAGGCAGGGCGUCCUCAUGAUCGCCGUGACUAGCGCCGUGAGGACCACGUCGCUCGUCUCCUUCGAGCGGGUGCGGGCGUCGUGGCGGCCCUACCUGGCGUACCUGCUGGCGCUGCUGGGCAUCCUGCUGGCCGGCUGCGCCCACGGGCUCUGGCCGCCGCGCGGGGCCGCCCCGCCCGCCGCGCCCCCCGCCGCGCCCCCGGCCGCCGACGCAGCCCCGGCGCUGAGGAGGAGGCGGCGGCGGUCCAGCUCCGUGGUCGCCGCCGAGAUGUCGGGCUGCGGCAGCAAGAGCCACCGCCGCACCUCGCUGCCCUGCAUACCUCGCGAGCAGCUCAUGGGGCAUUCUGAAUGGGACCACAAGCGAGGACCCAGGGGAUCACAGUCUUCUGGUACCAGUAUUACAGUGGAUAUCGCUGUCAUGGGAGAAGCACAUGGGCUCAUUACAGACCUCCUGGCAGAUCCUUCACUGCCCCCCAAUGUGUGCACAUCACUGAGGACAGUGAGCAACCUGCUUAAUACGCAAUUAACCUUCCAGGCGAUUCACAAGCCAAGGGUGAACCCUUUGGUGUCCUUCAGUGAGAACUACACCUGUUCUGACUCAGAGGAAUGUCAGGAAAAGGGAGAAAAACUAGCUAUUCCCAAGCGCUUACGGAGAAGUUUGCCUCCAGGACUGCUGAGACGAGUGUCCUCAACUUGGACCACAACAACUUCAGCCACAGGAUUACCUACGCUGGAGCCAGCCCCAGUGAGAAGGGAUCGCAGUGCCAGCAUCAAACCACAUGAAUCAUCUUCAUCUAGCACUGACUCUUGGAACAGCUCGAUUCUGAUGACAAUCACGAAAAGCAGGUCCUUCUCCGCGUCCUAUGCCAUGUCUUCUACAAACCACCUGAAUGCCAAAAGGCAGAGUCGGCAAGGUAUCCCUCCAAAUAUUUCACCUCUCACCUCUCCAUGCCAUUCACCAGUUCAGGGGACCCCUGCUGCAAGUCCUACAGGAAAAACAUCUUCCAUGUCAUUUCCAGACUCUACAGAUACUGACACUAAGCAAGGCUUAAAGCCACAUAAAGUCUUAACUUCUACUCAAAGUGCACCGAGCGUGUCAGACCCCAUUAUCAGCUCCUCUGUUAUUUGCAGCAGCUGUGGCAGACCCUAUAACCAAAUAGAAGCUAGUGAUGGGACUCUAGACAGAGGCAAUGGUACCACACACACCCUGAAUAGAACAGAUGAUCCUGCACAAGCCACUUCUGACUACGAGACCAACAAUAGUGACAGCAGCGACAUUGUACAAAACGAUGACGAGACAGAUUGCUCCAAAGAACAGACACGGAAGGGAUCCGUCUGUAGGACAUACGCACCUGAGACUAUCAUCCUGCACCCAUUGAUACCUCCUGAGGACAAGCCUGUACUUGCUCCUGAGCCCCUGGUUAUGGACAACUUGGACCCCCUGAUGGAGCAACUAAACAGUUGGAAUUUCCCAAUCUUUGAUCUGGUGGAAAAAAUUGGAAAGAAAUGUGGUCGAAUUCUCAGUCAGGUGUCAUACAGGCUUUUUGAAGACAUGGGGCUUUUUGAAACCUUUAAAAUUCCAGUGAGGGAGUUUAUGAACUACUUUCAUGCCUUGGAAUGUGGAUACCGAGAGAUACCGUAUCACAACAGAAUCCAUGCAACUGAUGUUCUACAUGCUGUUUGGUACCUUACUACUCAGCCCAUCCCAGGACUCCCAACUGUGGUUAAUGAUCAUGGGUCAGCAAGCGAUUCAGAUUCUGACAGUGGGAUCACUCAUGGCCAUAUGGGCUAUGUGUUUUCGAAGACAUACACGCCUACAGAUGACAGCUACGGAUGCCUAGCUGGCAACAUCCCUGCCCUUGAGUUGAUGGCUCUUUAUGUUGCUGCAGCCAUGCAUGAUUAUGAUCAUCCAGGAAGGACCAAUGCCUUUUUAGUAGCAACAAGUGCUCCUCAGGCUGUGCUGUACAAUGACCGCUCUGUUUUGGAGAACCACCAUGCAGCUGCUGCCUGGAACCUGUUCAUGUCCCGGCCAGAGUACAACUUCUUAGUCAACCUCGACCACGUGGAAUUCAAGCAUUUCCGCUUCCUUGUCAUUGAGGCAAUUUUGGCUACUGACCUGAAGAAACACUUUGAUUUCGUUGCCAGAUUCAAUGCCAAGGUGAACGAUGAUGUCGGAAUUGACUGGACUAACGAGAACGAUCGCUUGCUGGUUUGCCAAAUGUGCAUCAAACUGGCUGACAUCAAUGGGCCUGCAAAAUGCAAAGAUUUGCAUCUUCAGUGGACAGAAGGCAUUGUCAACGAGUUUUAUGAGCAGGGUGAUGAAGAGGCUAGCCUUGGUCUGCCUAUCAGUCCUUUCAUGGAUCGCUCCGCUCCUCAGUUGGCACACCUCCAGGAAUCUUUCAUUACUCACAUUGUGGGACCACUAUGUAAUUCCUAUGACUCAGCGGGGCUGAUGCCAGGAAAAUGGGUAGAAGAUAGUGAUGAAUCAGGAGACACUGAUGAGCAUGAAGAGGAAGAAACAGCAGAAAUGGAAACUUGUGAAAAUGCUGAAUCCAGAAAGAAGAAGUUCAAGAGGAGGAAAAUCUACUGUCAGAUCACGCAGCACCUGCUUCAGAACCACAAAAUGUGGAAGAAAGUGAUAGAAGAUGAGGAAAGGUUAGCUGGGACAGAGAAGCCAGGCACAGAGCAAACCACACUGCACCCGUCUUCAGAACAAAUCCAGGCCAUCAGGGAGGAGGAGGAGGAGAAAGGGAAGCCCAAACAGGAAGAGAAAAACACAACUCUAGAACCAAACCAAUGACAAUAUUCACAGCAGUAUUUUAAGACAGAUAUUGACUCGUGCACAGACUCUUUCUCAAGCCAGCACAGCAUUUAGACACAACACUGUAGAAGUAUGGGAUAAUGCGCCUACAGCUGUUUGAUUUGUUUCUCUUUCCUUUUUAUGGUGAGGUACAUUGUUUAAACUCCUAUGCUCGAGGAAGCUUUCACACUGCGACACCGGCUUUUACAGACUUUCUUUAAAAAGUUUGGGGAGGGUGGGGGGUGGAAUUAUAUAAAUAUAUAUAGCCAGGGAUUAUUGGCUGCGCACUUCAGCAAAAUACAUUUAGUGAUAUAUUACGGUCACUGUGAUAUUUACAGAAGGAAGUUAUCUAAGGAAAUGCUGCUUCUAAAUUGCAGUUACCGGGAAGGUACCGGUUAAGUAGCUUUGGCUCUUAACACUGAGGGAUAAAAGUUGCAAAGCUGUACAUGAAUGCUGAUGCAUCCUGCCAAGAUACAGGCGUGCGUGCGCCGGGAGGGGGGUAUUUGCAUGUGGAGGUGCUCUAACGACAGCGUGCUUUGAGUUUGGACUAGCUGUAGCGCACGUCCUGAUACACGGCGACAAGCAGAAGGCCUGAAUUUUAGAAAGUCGGUGCCCACAAGGAAAUCGGAGCCUUCUGUGAGGAGCCCUGCGUUCCCGGGAGCCCUCCGAGCCCUGGUCUGCGCUCCAGCUGCAGGCAGCGGGCUUUCGGCAGGGGCCGCAGUGGCGUGGGCUGCUGGUGGGGUCCCGGCUGGCUGCAGGAGCUCCUCUUCCUCCUCCUCUUCCUCCUCCAGGCUGUUGGCAAGAGGGACGGGCCACGAAGUUUAUUCUCCGGAGGGGUUUGGGAGAGAGCGUGGGGCACGCCGAGCUGUUCCUCUUUAAAGGAAGGAGAUCCUUCUGCACGCCCUCGCGCGCGUGUGGGGCGCUGCGUGUGUUCGCGCGGGGAAGAAAAGAGAGCAAAUGCGAGCGCGUGCGCGCUCAGGAGCUAGAGGCACACUGCCGUCCUUCCAGCCUGCCCUUUUGCCUCCGUGCAUCAGUGGCCAAAUACAUCAUUUAAGAGUGAAGCUAAACUUAGCUAUCAUUAAAGAGUGAGCAAAAGAAGGAGGGUUUGGGGGCCAUGCACUUCCUUAGGAUGAAAGGCAAAUGAUGCAUUAGCAAAAAGGCAGGGGGAGAGGUGCCAGUCCUGUGCUGGCCGGGCACUCGUUUGUCUCAGCAACCACUCACAUGAGCUUCAGAGAACUUGAUUUUCAGUGUGAGGUGCUGGAUGGGAGCAGUUUGUUACUGGCAUUCUGCUUAGAAGCAGCAUAUUUGAUCCCACAGAUAUACUUACUUUUUUUCAUUUUUCUUUUUUUUUUUUAAGAGAAAGGAAAAGAUCGGGCUUGUAAAAGAGCAGAUCUUUUUUUUUUUUUUGUUCUGUUUGUUUGUUUUCUGUUGUUUAUGCUGUGAGCCAAAUGUCUAUUUAAAAGGUUGAAUAUUCACUUUCAAUAUUUUAUUUCACAAUAUUAUAUUUGUCAGUGAUUAGCUAUCUAGAUGUAAAUAUGGAGAAAUUUUUAUGGGUUCCUGUAGAUAAUGAUAUCUUUAAGAAAAAAAAAUGAAAAGAAAAAAAGGAAUAAGUUUUUUGUAAAGCUAAUUUUUUAAAAAAUAAAUACAAAAAGAUUUUUAUAGAGUGUAGCCAUUUCCAAGCCCAACACAUAAGGUUUUGAGUAAUUUGUAUAGACCCUUCUGGGAAGCCACUGAUCUACAAGAUCAAGGCUUUGACAUAUUAAGGCUCUCUGGUACUGGCAGCACCAAACAGUACCACACCAGUUACAUUGUUUUAUUCCCACCAAAAAAAGAAAAAAAUUUUUUGUGUAAAGUUCAUUCUCUCUCCAGCAUGAAUUGAUUAUGUAUGCUAUUUUAUAGUCUGAUCCUACAGCCCUUUCUCAAGAAAGGGUGUGAAUAACAGUGCUUGUGAAAGGAAGAGUUUGUAGGAGAAGUCCUGUCUGUAUUGAAUUUAUGUGUCCAUCACUUCUUUGCCAUUCUAACACAUUUGCAAUAUUUCGUGGUCCUGCUGAUACCUCCCAAGAAAUGUUGGAAAAUGUUCUCUAUCGAAGCCAGUUAGUGUAUGUGUUACCGCUUCAGGGUUUCUCUUUGCUUCAUAUUUCUUACAGAGUUAACUUUUGCUCCAAAGCAGAUCUUCGUUUCUUAAAGGUCCCAUCUCCCUGAUAUUGUCCCUUCCUGCUCCUGCCCCGAGAAAGGCAUGUGCCUUUCCACAGAAUGGCCCUGGAGCAUGGACAUGGGUGCUCUCAUCACUGGAAACAUUUACUGGUAUUUUUGAAUAGAACGGCAACAACAAAAGAUCCCAAUUGCGCUAUUAUUUUAAAGGAAAAGGAUAUAGCAGAAUUCACUCAAAGGAAAAAAACAUAUCUCAAGUUUUCUCCAAGAUCUCAGCAAUUCCACCAAUUCCAGCUUGCACAGUUUUCACUCCUCUUCAGUUACUUUGAUUAAUCAUUUAAAUUGGGGUUUUCUUGCAUAAGUGACUUGCAUUCCUUACAGUACCAGAAUUAUUUAAUAUGUGCCUCAUUCUGCCCUUUAAAAAUUAAACUUGCAAAGAUGCUUUAGAACACCACAUUUCCAAACACUUCUUGCAGGAUUUUGAGUGCAUGAUCACUGGAAAUGGAUUCUUUAUAUUGAUUUUUAUAUUGCCCUUGCUGAAAGAAGGAAAAAAAAAAAAAAAAAAAAAAAAAAAAAAAAAAAAAACUAUGGCACAAAGUGCUAGUAGGAGCCCACUUGGUAAAGUUAAGAGGAGGCAUUCCAGAAAGAGGCCAAAUCCUGCAAGCCAGUUAAAGUCCACAUAGUCAUCUAAGCAAGCAUACAGGGUUGAACCAAAAACAGUAUCCUAAAAAUAAAAAAGGGAAUUAUUAUAGUUUCUUAGUCAUCAUUUUUGGUUGCCAUUAAGUAAAAUCAAUGUCUGCUUCUAAUUUGUUGACCUUUCUGUAGUGCCAAAGCAGCUGUUACACAUUUCUGCAUUGUUAUGCAGCCUGUUUGUGGGUAAGGUUGAUAAACUCAGGUCUUUUGCAGGAAAGAAAUUGCUGACAGGCUUAAAAUCAGAAUGAUCUUCAACUUUAUCCAAACUGGAAGCAGUACUAGUGGAGAAACAAAAGGGUCUGGGACUGGUUAGCUUGAUAAGAAGCUACCCUUUUGCACUCCACAUAGCUGCUAAUAGAAUCCAAUUUUAGCCUGUGUUCACUCCUUAUAAACCUGAUUUUGCAACUUUGCAAUUCAUUUCUGCUAGAAAGUGGUCGGAAUAUUCAGAAUAUUUCCCAGGUUGUUUUGACUAUGACAGAAGAGAAAAUACCUGAGCGAUUAUAUAUCAAACGUGUGAACACAGUUUUUUGCUUUUUGCUUUUGUAGAAAAUAAAGCAGGUAAUUGUUUAGGGUUUUUUAUACUGGUGUCCAGUCCAAAGGAGGCAAAACUUUUGGCCUGCAGCUGCAGCAGCCUUUCUGAGGGUAGGCCUCGAUGGCUUCCCACUUUUGGCAGUCCUUUGGUGUUAUGAAGCCCGAAUAAACUACAACCUGUGCAAUAUUUUGGGGAAGGAGAGAGAACAAAGAAAAAGACUUGUAUUCUUCCAGCAAAGUGUUCAGAUUUCAGUUAGUGCAUUUAAAACGUUGAUACAAGUUUCUGGUAUGUACAGUAUGCAGGAAGUUUUGCUAAAUAGUAAUGAAAGCAAAAGCCUUUGAAGCAGAUUCUUCAGUAAUAAAAAUACUGUGUAUUUUCAUGUUCAAUUCUUUAAAAAGAGAGAGAAGGGAGGAUUAGAUCAUGAUUUUGAGGUUUGAUGCUUCUUUUUCUCUACUGUAGUGUCACUUGUGGGCUGAUCCUGUUCCCUUCUAGCCUAGAAGAGUUCUGCUCUUCCAUUAAAUAGGCAGCUUUUGACAGUGCUCACAGUUACCAGUGCAUCGAGCAAUUACAUACAUUGCCAUUUUCCCAGUUUGCUCAACAGCGAUGCUGUGGGCCGUGCAUCGGGCAGUAGAAGUGAACUGUGGGAAUCUACUAGGAAAAAGGGAUUGUACUGUGCUCAUGGCAGCAUUUCAAAUUUACAUUCUCUGAAUGAAAUUCUUUAGAGAAACCUAGACAAAUGGCCAUGUGUCACCAGCAGCCUGCUUUAUGGCUGUGUGCGAGAUGCUGGCUCUCGUUGCAAAUGCCUCUCGUGUUCUGGGAGCAAAUCAUUCCUGGGGCAGAUCUGAGAAUGCGUCUGCGAUUUGAGAAUGUAUUUGUUAGCAUGGAAGGGGAGUCGUUCAUCAGCUUUUUACCAUGAUGCAGCAUUUGAACAUCACUCUGAAUCAUCUGCAAGUUAAAAUCCAAGCCUGCAAUUACUUAGGACUUUUCAGUGGAUGCAUUUGAGGCUACUAGCUUAUUAAAAGUUCAAGGCCACCCAGAUGCAUGUAGUGCUGUGUCCAUGCUACUGAGCUGUGAACUCGAGGAGGCUUGGUGCUCGGGAGCCUGCAUCUCACUGUCUUUCAAUGGGACUUAGGGUCUUGGAGAAUUUUGUCUGUCUUUAAAAUGAACUUUUUGCACUUUUGAUUUUUUUUCUAUAAUUCAGCAAAAGGUUUUGUGUUUUGUCCCAAAUGUUAACGAAGUGCUUGUGCAAAGUCUCGUUAGUACCAGGUACACCGUGCUUGGUCCAUGUGGUGUGAUCCUGUGUUUGAGGUGAUGGUGGAGGCUUUGCUGGUAAAAUACAUGGGUGCAGGUUUGAAUCUCCCAUCUCACUGACUUCCAUGGGUGCCACAAGAAGCACUAGUCAGUGCCAGCCUGAGCAGCCCAGCAAACCUGGCUGUGUUUUAGAGCUGGGAUCCAGGUAAGGACAAGCUGCUUUGCCAGCAAAUAUGACAGGGAGAUGCCCCAACUGGUUAAAGUGUGGGAGAGGCAAUGAACUUUGUGGCAGCUCGUUCUAGAGAUGAACCAACUAGGAGAAAUACUUUUCAAUAGGUUGGUGGGAGGAGGGGGAUAACGAGAGUUGGUGACUUUUCUUUCUCAAAAAGAAGAGCCUUUUGACAAUAAAUUGUUUUAACUGUUGGAAAAAUGAUUUUGAAAACCUGUGAUGCGGGGAAAAAAAAGUAUAAAUCUUUCCUAUCACUUUUUCAGGUGCUGUUAUGGUGGAGAUGUUCCAACAUUAUGUGUUUAAAGCAGAAAGGUUUCAGUUUAGGCAUGAGCAGUAUUAGUAUUAAAUGGUCAUCUCCUGAACAUCCGUCUGCCAUAUGGGUGGAAGAUGAAAUCUGAGGAUGGGCAUAGAGCCAAGAAGGUGCCUCUCCCUGUUCUGCUACAGACCUGCACAGAUGUGGCCCCUGGAGUCAGGCACUGAUGCUCAUUUGCUCUUUCCUGUCUCAGACUGGUACAUUGGCCUUAAAAAUGGGAUAUCGCUCCACUGGCCGCGCAGCAUGGAUGUAGUUAGUCCUCAAGUUGAUCAGGUUUUAAACAGAGAUGGAGAGGGUCAAACUGGCAAUUCUUAGAAAAAGAAAAAUGGUGUCCAGUAGGAAGCAGACUUUAUGCAAAAUGCUUAGUUUUUCUUUUCUUUCUAACCAAAAGUAAUCAAUCCCCCUGGAUAGAAGUACGCAUGGAGUUUUGGGGUUUUUAAUCACUACUUGAUGUUGAAGCAUUAUUUAAAAUGGUGGCAGCAUUAAAGAGAAUUGUCCUAAACUAGGGCAGAGGAAUCUUUCUUUUAUAUUUUUAAGUGAUUCAACAAAUAAGAAAGCCCUCUGACAAUUGAAGGACUUUUUUGUGCUUGAUGAUAGCAAGAGGAGGAGGCAGAAAAUUUGAGAGAAAAGAGGAAAGAAAAUAUGUCUAUGUCACAUCUUCAUUUCAGGCCUCCUGAAGAAAAUGUACAUGUUAAGUAUUGUUGAUGAGGCCAGGGAGUAGUUAAGAUUAAGGUGAUAGCUAUCUUAAGCAACUGUUGGAAGAGCUAGAAAAGACACUGAUUAUUGGAGGCAAACUUCCAUUGAAGUGGAGCAAAAUAGCAUCAGCACAUUUGAGAAUAACUUCAGACAAUAAAUCUUUCUUUGCAUUUCAUUGCUUUCUGUUAGCAAGACAACUUUCCUCUGGAAGUAAAUCGAAACAUGGUUUUAGUUCCUGCUGUGGUCAGUGAAUCCCAGGGUCAGAGGGAGCAGUGCAAGGGGGACCCUCCAUUUACUUCCUAGCUAUGGUUUAUUCAGAGGGAUUUUCCUCAUAGGUGGGUCCUCACUAUAGCAUCUAGUUAAAAAAAAAAAAAAAAAAAACCUCCUCGGUAGGAUGCAAACAUUGCCCACUUGACUGCCUGCUUGAAAUCUUAGGGUGAUGGAAACUCCUUGGGAACCUGCAGGCAGAGCAGUGCUGCGGUGCUCCUGCAGGGCCCAUUUUCGCAAUGCCAAACCAGGAAGGGGGGCAAAACCUUGAGCUACUUCAUAAUACUACUUUGAUAAAAAUUAACUUAGCAAGAAGCAUUGUGCAGUUUGAAAGCCUGCCAGUGUCACUUGAGACGUAUUGCAGAAAUGUCCCAUUUAAAUCUGUUCCUUCUUAAAGAUGAUUGAUUUAGUUGCGACCAACUGGCCUUGUCCUUGGUCUGUCAAGCUGAAAUAUAAUGUAAACCAAGAAAUUUUUUUGACUGAAGCAUUUUAAUCCUCCAAAUGUAUCAGCAAACAAAACUUUGCAUGGUGCUAGAGGAGGAAAAAAUUGCAGUAUUUAUUUCAGUUGAGAUUUUCAGGUCUGUGUGAUUUAUUUCUCACUUCGUAAGAUGUGUUUGUGGUAUGUCCGAGGUGCAAAAACUUGGACAACAGAUAAUACCUGUUUUACUGCUGGCGGCAUAUGAGAUGGGCGUGCAUUGGGGGGCACGCUGCAAUUGCAAGCACGGAAAGUCUUGUGUUGCAGCAGUAAAUCAGAUGGGGAAACCCGAGCGGGUUCUGUUUGCUGUCUAGACGGAAGGACGAGGAGCCUAAGAGGACUCGGCCACAGCUGUGGACUAUGUGUCCCCUUCCCUGGUUCGAAAAGCAUCGCGCUCGGAUCGAGUAAGCAGAAACGCCCGCGGCGGGCGGCCGCAGCAGGGCAGGCGCGCGCCAAGCGAGCGGAGGAGGCUGCAAGCAGCCCGGGAUCGCGGCCGAAGGGAAGGGACGAGCCGCGGAGCGGGAGAGCGCAGGUCGAGAACAAACGCCCCGUUUCCGAGUGCUGUUCUCCAAGUCGCUGGAGAAAUAUCUAAGCAAGCCGGGUCUGGACCAACCUUAAGGUGGUUUCCUCGCUUAUAGCCCUGAGGGCCAUGGCAUUAGAUAUUCCCUUUUUUCAACACUGUCUUCCUUUACCACAAUGAACACUUGCAAACAAUUAAUGUGAACUAACAGUUGUGCUUUGCUUUUGAAUAUUUAUUUAAAGGAAGUCGCUGGUUUUUUUUUUUCCCCUGACCUCAGUCAUUUUGCCUCUGUGCUUUUAUUAACAACAACAACAAAAAAAGUCUGCAAUACGAACAGAGAGAAACUGUUAAGAGUUUGCCAUGCGUGUACCUACUAUUUUAGGUAGAAAACCCGUUGUCUGUUAAAGCUAUCUUUCCUCUCCUUUUCAAAACUGCUGCCUGAUUCUGACACACAAUGAAAAUCUGUAUUUGAAUGCAAAAUUUUCAUUUUAGACGUUUAUGAACCUUAAUGCAGUACUGCAGAUGGUAUCUUAAAAGAUCAAAGACAGCGUUUAUACCUGCUAUGUGGUGUUGAUGAUAUUUUUAAUAUUUUGACUGUGUCAGCAUACAUUUGGUCAUUACUUUUCUAAAGCUAAGUCUUUUUUUCUUGAGUAAUCAAUAUAAGAUGUUUGCAUGAUGGAAAGUAAUUUAAGUUCACCUUUUUUAAAAAAACAUGAUUCAUAUUGUAGGUUGUGUUUGCUUAACAGAUAACAUUUUCACUGAUGGGUGGCAGUUCUUUUUUUUUUUAGUGCUUUUGAUUGAUAGAAGAACUAGGACAACAUUUUCCAACAGAAACAUAUUUUUUAACCUUUGCCUCAACAGCUCCAGAGAAAUAGUAUCUUUCAAAAGUAAUUGGUUUCCAGUAGGGUUUUGCCAUCUGGAAAACAAUAUGCAAGUACGUAUACCACAUACACAAAAAAUCCCGUUUUGAUGAAAGUAAUAAAGAAACCAAUGCAGCAAGGUCGGAACCUUUCCUGAGCGAGGAUUCUGGAUGUGUUGAUACCAUUGCAGCCCUAAAUCCUCACCAAAUUUUGAGGCCAAAUUAAACACAUUUUGUAUUUUCAAAUUCCCACAAAGGUCAAUGAAAGUUUUUUUACUUUAGGAAAUACGGAAGAAUGUGGUCAUCUUAGAUCCUAUCCUAUGAGGCUUGACUCCUGUCAGCUCCCAGGGCUGUCCUGGGACCUCAGGGCACUCUGCUUCAUACAGAUUUAUCUGACGAGAAGCUCGUCUGGGUUCAGUUCUAGUACCAGGUUUUCACAAAUCACAGGGAUAGGUCAAAAUUAAUCCCCCCCUCGAUUUUUUCACUUGUAAAUGCUGGGCGAGGGGGCAAUGUAAUUUUAUAUGGCUGCGUUUGAAAAGGCUUUUGGGUAGCUUUAUAAUUCCUUUGAAGCAAUAUUUUAAAAAAUAACUGCCAACCAAAGUGGCAAUGCAAGGAAGUGCCAUGUUGUUCAGGAUUUGUACACGCCAAUUUUUAACACAGUGUUCUUUUCACUAAGUACAACAUACGUUAAUUUAUAUUUAUAUAUUGUCAAUAUUGUUGUAACCAAGCUUCUCCUUUUUAAACACUUCAGGAACAAGGCCUUGUAUUUUUAGGUGAUUUUCAUAAACAGAAUAAUUCUUUUCCUUUCACUUGUAUCUUGCACUCAAUACAUGUAGCAAUACUUAAUAUAUUCUCUUCACAAGUAUUUGUUAAGUGAUUUAGUUAAUGGCUGAUAAAUGUUUUGUACAAAAUAGAUUCUGUACAGGAAAAAAUCUUUUAGAUAAACAUUAUUUAUUUUUACUGUUUUGUAAGUUAGACACUAUAAUGAAGCUCCUUUUUGCCAGAAUUACUGGAAGUGCCUCUUGGUAAAAUGUAUUAUAUGGUAAAUAUGUAUUCAAAAUUACUAGAAAUACUUGUCACAAAAUGAACAAUGUGGAUGUUGCAAUGUGAAGACAAAUGUACAACAUAAAUAUAAUUCUGUGGUAUCCUG
Rhea pennata is the source of this 12147-nucleotide messenger RNA. It is a transcript of the gene PDE3A, whose product is annotated as phosphodiesterase 3A. Gene Ontology annotation, biological process: positive regulation of oocyte development; oocyte maturation. Gene Ontology annotation, molecular function: calmodulin-activated 3',5'-cyclic-GMP phosphodiesterase activity. The transcript is spliced from 16 exons. The record is from RefSeq and is a predicted model, not a curated record. NCBI's taxonomy places the organism in Eukaryota, Metazoa, Chordata, Aves, Rheiformes, Rheidae. Gene Ontology annotation, cellular component: cytosol. Bases 24 to 3011 code for a protein of 995 amino acids.